Messenger RNA from Trichosporon asahii var. asahii CBS 2479, 1746 nucleotides. RefSeq names its product meiotic recombination-related protein. Bases 1 to 1746 code for a protein of 581 amino acids. NCBI's taxonomy places the organism in Eukaryota, Fungi, Basidiomycota, Tremellomycetes, Trichosporonales, Trichosporonaceae. The record is from RefSeq and is a predicted model, not a curated record. The transcript has 4 exons. Gene Ontology annotation, molecular function: aldehyde dehydrogenase (NAD+) activity.
AUGUCCUGCCCUCUGUCCUCGAUCUUGGGCAAGGACUGCGGCAUCACGCAGCGUCUGGACUGCAUCCAGCGGCAGCUGCACCCGACCGCGGUAUGGGAGCAGAUCACUACCAUGCCGCCGUGGAAGGUCGCCGUCGUCGUGAUCGUCCUCAUUGCCAAGUUGCCUGUCUUCCUCGCCUGGCUGAAGAACUGGACUACCAGCCGGACCGCCGUCAAAUUCAACUGGCCGGAAGCGUCGCCUGAGUGGAAGGGCAAGGUUAUCCAGAACCCGGACCUGUUCGCGCACGAGCGCGAUGCCUCGCUCCUCCCCGCCGGCGCGGACACGAAGGCACAAUAUCUCACCUGCUACGACCCGUCGACUGGCUCGCACAUCGAAACCAUUCGCCUCGAGAACGAAGCUGAGAUCCUCGCUCGCCUGCAGAAGGCAUGGGCCGCUCAGCCCUCGCUGGCCGCGAGCUCAUUUGCGCAGCGACGUCGCUUCCUGACAUCGCUGAAGGCAUGGAUCCUGGCGCACAUGAGCGACAUUGUCGCCGUCGCGGUGCGGGACACGGGCAAGACGCGGGUCGAUGCCGUUUUUGGCGAGAUCCUGACGACACUGGCGAAGAUCGACUGGCUCAUCUCGGACGGCGAGGCGGCUCUCGCUCCUUCGAAGCGGAAACGCACUUUACUCCUGGCGCACAAGAACAGCGAGGUUGUGUACGAGCCUCUCGGUCUCGUCGCCGCGCUCGUCAGCUGGAACUACUCGUUCCACAACGCUCUCGGCCCGAUCCUCGCCGCCAUCUUCAGCGGGAACGCCAUCGUCGUCAAGGGCUCGGAACAAGUCGCCUGGAGCUCGCGUUGGUUCAUCGGCGCAGUGCGCGCCUGUCUGUCCGCAACAGGCUUCGACCCAGAACUUGUUCAGCUGGCGAUCUGCCUCCCCGGCCUCGCCGAGAAGUGCAUCACGACAAACCCCGACGUCCGCCACAUCACGUUCAUCGGCAGCGAGCCCGUCGGCAAGCUCGUCGCCAAGGCGGCCGCGCAGAAUCUGACCCCGACCUGCAUCGAGCUCGGCGUUUCCAUCUCUUCUGGGCUAGCUGACGACCAGGUCCCCCGCUCGCGACAGCAGGAGUUCAUCGACCUCCUCCUCCCCCGCGUGCGCGCUCUCAGGCUGGGGAAGGAUGUAGGCUCCCUGAUCUCGCACGCUCCGAUCGCGCGACUCGAGAAGCUCAUCGCGGAAGCGGUCAAGCAGGGCGCGACGCUGCACUGUGGCGGCGAGCGGGCCGUGCUCCCUGACAGGCCGGAGGGCGCGUACUUCACGCCGACGCUCAUCUCGGACGUGCGCAUGGACAUGGCGCUCGCGACCGAGGAGCUCUUCGCGCCCGUGAUGACGGUGGUGCCGUACGACAGUGUGGAGGAGGCGGUAGCCUGGCUGAAGAAGCAGCGUUUCGGCCUCGGCGCAGGCGUGUACGGCGGCAAGCGCGCCGACUUUGGCGUGUUCUACCUCAACCAGUCGAUGCCUUUUGGCGGCGUCAAGGCCUCGGGCCACUCGCGCUUCGCCGGCCCAGAGGGGCUGCGCUCGCUCUGCAACCCCAAGGCGCUGAUUCAGGACACGGUGUUCAAGGUGCGCACGUCGAUUCCGCCGGCACUCGACUAUCCCAUCAAGAACGAGGACAAGGCGUGGGGAUUCCUCCACGGGCUCGUUGGACUGGGUUUCGGCGGCAUCGGGGGGAAGGUCAAGGGUAUCUUCGAGCUGGUCCGGAACGGGUAG